Penicillium daleae is the source of this 1161-nucleotide messenger RNA. Its product is annotated as PAF acetylhydrolase family protein. Gene Ontology annotation, molecular function: 1-alkyl-2-acetylglycerophosphocholine esterase activity. NCBI's taxonomy places the organism in Eukaryota, Fungi, Ascomycota, Eurotiomycetes, Eurotiales, Aspergillaceae. The transcript has 2 exons. The coding region runs from base 1 to 1161 and encodes 386 amino acids. The record is from RefSeq and is a predicted model, not a curated record.
AUGUUCAAAAUCGCCGAGAAAUGCCUGUUGGUCGCCGGUCUCUUGGCCGAAUUUGUCCCAAUCGUCAUCGCGGUAUCCUUCCCUGCCACAAGCGGCCCGUACAACACCAGCAUUGCAACGACCCAGCUCAUCGACCACGAUCGUCUGGAUCCCUACGCUCCAACGCCACGACCACGUACUUUGAUGAUUUCUCUCUUUCAUCCCGUCCACCCAGCAGCAUGUUGUCCCUACCCGACGCCCUACAUGGACCCCAUCAGCGCAACCUUCGAGGAUGAACAGUACGCACAAGAUGGUGUCCCAGCCGGCACCUUCAGCUCACUUAGCCUCGAAGCCUGCAAAUCUUUUCCGACUUCAAAAUCUAGCUGUAGCGUCAAAGGGUCAAACUAUCCGCUCAUUCUUUUUUCGCCUGGCCUGGGGAAUACUCGCCUCUUGUACAGCGCUAUGGCACAGCAACUGUCCAGCACUGGCUACAUCGUCGUAACGAUUGACCAUCCCUACGACGCAGACAUCGUAACAUUCCCCAACAAUGUCACCGUUCUCGCGGCAAACAUUACAACCGACACCCAGAUCAUAGAUGACUUGAAUAUCCGCGUGAAAGACGUAUCCUUCGUCCUCGACCAGCUCCGCAGUCCAUUGGUCAUUUCAAGGCUCAUCCCAGGCCAAACCUCCGGUUUGGAUACCUCUAAGGUGGGAAUAUAUGGUCACUCCCUUGGCGGCGCCACCGCAGCCGAGGCUCUGCUUUCUGAUUCGCGUCUCAUGGGGGGUGUCAAUUUGGACGGUACAUUUUUCGGCUCCGCUAUUGACCGUGGAUUGGAUAAGCCCUUCAUGAUCAUGGCCCACGAAGGGAAAAAUUUGACAUCUGAUGUGACUUGGGGUGCAAUUUGGCCGAAACUGAAGGGGUUUAAGAGAGAAUUCAUGCUCGGUAAUAGUACGCAUGGUACGUUUACGGAUUUGGCAGAGGCUGCUGAUUUGAUUGGUUUGAGAGAGCAAUUCCCGACAGAGGUGGCCGCAUUAUUGGGGGGUAUUGAUGGAGGAAGGGCCCUUCAGAUCAUUACUGCUUAUACUAGCAGGUUCUUCGACUUUGUAUUGAAGGGGAAGAAGAGUGAUCUAUUAGAUGGGUCUAGAAUGGAGUUUCAUGAGGUAACUGUUGGGGGAUAUUAA